CGAACAAUUUCCCAAUGCAAACUCCAUAGCGAAAUUAGUUUUUAAUCAGUGUUCAGUUAACAUCCGAACUGUCCAUUGCGUUGUCAAACUUCACGCAUUACGUCGUUCAAUUGUUUUAAAUGUGGAAGCCGAUAAUUUUGGACGUUGAGUGCAUCGUUUGCAACAAAUCGUUGCAAAAGAUUAACCACGACCCGCCCGAGGUGCCGCGAAAGAUGGGUAAAAUUACUUGUCGCAGAUCGAGGACGCCGAAUUGGUCGGCCGAUGAGAAAAAGUAUUUGUUGGAGUUAAUUAAGGAGCGCAAAGAAGUUGUUGUGACUAAGAACAAUAACGGGCCAAAUUAUUCUGAAGAGAAGGACGUGGCUUGGAACGAGAUAUUGAGGGAGUUGUGUCUCAAGUUUGGAAAUAAAUUUUCUGGUAGUUCGACUAAGAAGGUGAAAACUCAAUGGCAGAACAUGAAACGGAUAGCAAGAGAGGAAAUCUCGUUGGUCGGGCCCGAUACUUCGAAGUACACUAGGCAAAGCCUGGAGGUGUGCACAAUACUUGACCUAAUAAAAGAUGGCAUGAUAAAACGCGAUGAUGAGAAUUUAAACGACACUUUAAUGACAGCUAACAUAGAAAUAAAAACCGAGAGGAUUGACGAAGACAUCACCGAGCCAAGCUGCAGCGGCGUCACCAUUCCGGCCAAAGAACCACCACCCACUAGUCAAAGUAACGCCCCACCAGCUGCUAUUACCCGACCUCCCCCUUCCGAGUCGUCAUCAGCUUCAGAUGUCAUCGAGUUUGAGCCACCCGCUCCGCAGCCGGUGACGAUCAAUGUAGAAGAGCCAAGCAAGAAGAACGCGGCAAACAUGACUGAACCAUGCGUGGAAGGAAUGGGCAAUCCUGGACUCUUGCAACGUCAGCUGCAGGAGUUUUUCAGAUAUUCAUCCGAUGAAAAGCAGAUAAAGAUGGAAUCCCUGAAAGAGGAGCGUCGUGUCGUCAAAGUGAUGAGGGAGACAGCCGAGCUGAACAAAAUUAUCGCCGAGCAGAAGCUAAAGCAUGUCCUUUGGGUCAAGAAGCAAGAAAUGACAGACAUCAGCGAGCCCUGCUGCAGCGGCGUUACCAUUCCUGUCAAAGAACCGCCACCCACCACUCAAAGUAACGCCCCGCCAGCUACUGUUACCCGACCUCCUCCAUCCGAGUCGUCAUCAGCUUCAGAUGUCAUCGAGAUUGAGCCACCCGCUCCGCAGCCGGUGACGAUCAACGUAGAGGAGCCAAGCAAGAAGAACGCGGCAAACAUGACUGAACCAUGCGUGGAAGGAAUGGGCAAUCCUGGACUCUUGCAACGUCAGCUGCAGGAGUUUUUCAGGACCCCUUGUAAGAAGAACGCGGCAAAUAUGACUGAACCAUGCGUGGAAGGAAUGGGCAAUCCUGGACUCUUGCAACGUCAGCUGCAGGAGUUUUUCAGGACCCCUUGUAAGAAGAACGCGGCAAACAUGACUGAACCAUACGUCGAAGGAAUGGGCAAUCCUGGACUCUUGCAACGUCAGCUGCAGGAGUUUUUCAGCGGCGUUACCAUUCCAGCUAAAGAACCGCUACCCAUCUCUCAGAGUAACGCCCCACCGGUAGCUAAUGCUCGACCUCCCCCUUCCGAGUCGUCAUCAGCUUCAGAUGUCAUCGAGAUUGAGCCACCCGCUCCGCAGCCGGUGACGAUCAACGUAGAGGAGCCAAGUAAGAAGAACGCGGCAAACAUGACUGAACCAUGCGUGGAAGGAAUCGGCAAUCCUGGACUCUUGCAACGUCAGCUGCAGGAGUUUUUCAGAUAUUCAUCCGAUGAAAAGCAGUUAAAGAUGGAAUCCCUGAAAGAGGAGCGACGUGUCGUCAAAGUGAUGAGGGAGACAGCCGAGCUGAACAAAAUUAUCGCCGAGCAGAAGCUAAAGCAUGUCCUUUGGGUCAAGAAGCAGGAAAUGACGUAA
This is a messenger RNA of Ostrinia furnacalis (Asian corn borer), 1955 nucleotides long. RefSeq lists its product as uncharacterized. Bases 120 to 1955 code for a protein of 611 amino acids. The transcript has 8 exons. NCBI's taxonomy places the organism in Eukaryota, Metazoa, Arthropoda, Insecta, Lepidoptera, Crambidae. The record is from RefSeq and is a predicted model, not a curated record.